Cetraspora pellucida is the source of this 450-nucleotide messenger RNA. NCBI's taxonomy places the organism in Eukaryota, Fungi, Glomeromycota, Glomeromycetes, Diversisporales, Gigasporaceae. The record is from the annotation of a GenBank genome assembly.
AUGUUUAAAAUUUUAGAAGUAAACAGUACUGAUUUUACUGUUAAAGCAUAUAAAGUUCCACAUCUUGAUCAUAUUUAUGAAUUAAAAUUUUUUCUUAAUAAUAAUGAAGAAAUUGAUUUAAUAUAUGACAUUAUUGGAAAACCUGAUAAUGUAUUAAUUUAUGAUAACAACAAAAAUAUUAUUAAUCAUUAUUGUCACAAAAUAUUAAUUGAAGAUAAAAAAAACCAUCAAAUUUAUUGCAAUGAUUUACUUUUAUUUAAUAUUAAUUCACAAAUAAAUAAUUUAACUACAAUGUUAACAUAUAAAAAAAUUGGAAAAUUAAUAAAUCAAGUUGCAAAUGAAAAUAAAGAAAAAGAAAAUACUAUUAAAAAAUUUGAUAAAGAAACUUUACAACAUCAAUAUGAUGCAUUAAUAGAAUGUUUUGAUAAUAACUUUAAAAUAUUAGAACAG